Diuraphis noxia (Russian wheat aphid) is the source of this 1107-nucleotide messenger RNA. Its product is annotated as thioredoxin-like protein 1. The record is from RefSeq and is a predicted model, not a curated record. Lineage: Eukaryota; Metazoa; Arthropoda; Insecta; Hemiptera; Aphididae.
CCGACUACCGACUCCCGAAGUCCCGAUUAGUUAUUACUAAUUACAAUUUAGAAUUUAUGUGUGUCAUAAUUGUAACUUGUUUUGUUCAAUAAAUUUUCGUUCCAAGUUUUGUAAAUUAUUAUAAAUUUACAGUAAACGCUUUAUUUCUUGAUCUCGUCUGUGUUUAUUAAACAGCUAAAAUGGUCGUCAAAGAAAUCAUGAACGAUUCCCAGUUUCAAGAAGAAUUAAACGCAAACGGCUUGAAGCUAGUUGUUGUAGACUUCUCCGCUACAUGGUGCGGUCCGUGCAAACGUGUUGCGCCUCUGUAUGAUGAACUCUCCAAUAAGUAUGACCGUGCAGUGUUCCUUAAAGUGGAUGUUGACAAAUGCCAGGAAACUGCCGCCAGUCAAGGUGUAUCGGCAAUGCCGACUUUCAUUCUGUAUCGCAAUAAGAUCAAAGUGGCAAAGAUCCAGGGUGCUGAUAUCGCUGCUGUCGAAUCAAAAAUUGUUCAGCUGUAUGAAGCAGCAUGUGCUGCUUCUGGCGAAGACUGUGGAGUACCUGGUCAGAUGGACCUUAACUCAUUCAUUAUGAAAACUCAGUGUGAGGCUCUCAAUGAUUCAGAUGACCAUCCACUGUCGGCGCUCAUUGAAAAAAGUGGCUAUAUUGAAUCAGAUUGUGAUCAGCAACUUAUUUUAUCAUUAACUUUCACACAAUCUGUCAAAGUGCAUUCUAUUAAAGUUAAAGCGCCUAAAGAUAAUGGACCAAAAUCGUUGAAGUUAUUUAUUAACCAACCAAACACCAUAGAUUUUGAUGCAGCAACAUGUAAUUUAGCUACACAAGAACUUGAAUUAAAACCUGAUGAAUUAGAUGGUAAAAUUGUGAACUUGAAAUAUGUAAAAUUCCAAAACGUCCACAAUCUACAGAUAUUUGUUAUUAACAAUCAAACUGAUGAGGAAGUAACAAGAAUAGAUAGCUUGGAUAUUAUUGGAAUGCCUAUAUCUACAACUAACAUGGGUGAUUUCAAACGUGUUGCUGGUAAAGUGGGAGAAGCUCAUUAAAAACGAUGAUGUAUAAAAAUUAUAAACCAUAUGAUGUGUGUACUAAAUAAACAGUUUAAUAUAAUAAUUA